Messenger RNA from Harpegnathos saltator (Jerdon's jumping ant), 1826 nucleotides. RefSeq names its product CWF19-like protein 1. The record is from RefSeq and is a predicted model, not a curated record. Gene Ontology annotation, molecular function: RNA lariat debranching enzyme activator activity. The transcript has 4 exons. Bases 224 to 1789 code for a protein of 521 amino acids. NCBI's taxonomy places the organism in Eukaryota, Metazoa, Arthropoda, Insecta, Hymenoptera, Formicidae. Gene Ontology annotation, cellular component: post-mRNA release spliceosomal complex. Gene Ontology annotation, biological process: mRNA splicing, via spliceosome.
AUAUUCGUCAGUCGCAGUCGUUUUCCAAGAGGGUGGUUUAUAAUCUCUGGAUGUUACACGUUAUACACUAAUAGGAAAAGUUAUAUUUCUUUGAGAUAUAUUUUUGUAAACUAAGUAUUGGAGAAUCAUUGCAUUAUAAUUGGAAAGGAAAGUAGAUUCUUCAUUUGAGAUCAAAGACCCAAGCAGAAAAGGAAAAUUUGUUACACAGCUCACGUUAAUAAAUAUGAGUGAUAAGCAAAAAGUUCUCAUCUGUGGGGAUGUGGAAGGACAUUUUAAUUUUCUAUUCUCCAAAGUAGAUGCUAUUAAUAAGAAAAGUGGUCCAUUUGACUUUUUACUAUGUGUCGGCAGUUUCUUUGGCAAAGAUAAUGCUGAGUUGCAACCUUAUAUAUCUUGUGAAAAAACUAUCCCAGUUCCGACAUAUAUCAUAGGACCUAAUAGGGAAUUAGACUUGAAGCAUUAUACUGAUGGGGAUGGAUAUGAGAUGUGCCAAAAUCUAACCUAUCUUGGUAAACGUGGUCUUUAUACCGCCAGUUCGGGUCUCAAAAUAGCAUAUCUCAGUGGAAUUGAAGGGGUUACAAAUGAGAAUAGAUCUGUAUGCUUCAAUGAACAAGAUGUCGUAUCCAUUCAGAACAGUUGUUUAAAGGGUCAACCAAGUUUUCGUGGAGUAGAUAUCUUGUUAACAUCACCAUGGCCUGAAGGCAUCACCAACCUUGAUCCUAAUAAUCCGAAUUGCAAGUAUCAAGGUUCAAAAUUAAUUGCCUGGCUUACUACUCAUAUCAAACCUAGAUAUCAUGUAUCAGCUUUGGAAGGAAUAUAUUACGAACGACCACCAUAUAGAAAUCAAAGUCAGGGGGAAGGAAACAUAGAAAUUGCUACUAGGUUUAUUGCUCUGGCGCCGGUAAUGAACAUUCAUAAAAAGAAAUGGUUAUAUGCGCUGAAUCUGACUCCUGUUGAUCGAACCAGGCUGUCUGAUUUGGUUAUGAAGACCACAGAUGAGACACCAAGCCCUUUUCCUAGAUCUAUACUGUCUAACGAUCCUACGUCACAAAAGCAGAGUCACAUGCAAUUUUUCUAUGACAUGGACUCGAAGGAGAGCGAAAAAAGAUCACGGCACCAGAAUAAUGGUCCCAAUAAGAGGCCAAAGUUGGAAUUUGAUCAAUCAAAGUGCUGGUUCUGCUUGUCAAGCCCAGCAGUAUCCAAGCAUCUGGUCAUAUCGGUUGGCACGGAGAUCUAUUUGGCAUUAGCUAAAGGUGGUCUGGUGGAAGACCAUCUCCUGAUUUUGCCAAUAACACAUCAUCAGAGUCUAUCAAUUCUACCGAAAAACGUAAAGGAGGAGAUGGAUCUGUAUAAAAAGGCAGUAACCAAGUAUUAUGAGAGCACAGAUAGAGUACCUGUAUUUUUCGAGAGAAAUUUCAAAACUUCUCACUGUCAACUACAAACAGUGCCUGUUCAUAAAAAUCAAGCACCUGCACUGAAGGAGAUGUUUGAGGAAUUGGCCGAAUGUAAUAAUUUUAAAAUUUUGGAAUUACCACCACACACGGAUCUGCAGCAAAUAGCAAAACCUGGCGUCUUAUAUUUUUAUGCAGAACUACCGAGCGGAGAAAUGUUAUACUAUAGAAUUAAGAAAGAUUUCCCACUGCAAUUCGGUAGAGAAGUAUUAGCAUCCGACAGGAUAUUGGAUAUCAAUGACAGGUCCGAUUGGAAGGAUUGUCAUAUGAGUCAAGAUGAAGAAGUUGAGCUAGCAAAGAAAAUUAGGAGACAAUUUACCCCAUUUGAUAUAGAUACUUGAAAAAUUUCUCUGCUUUUUAUUAAAAGAUAAUGUAUAU